GGGGGAGAGCACACACGGGAGAUGUUUGUCUUGCUUUUGAAAAAUGAUAAGCAUGAUAUUUCUCGACCUUACAAAAAUCAGCGCAGUGUUUACUCAAUCAAUUUCCCGCUUCCAGAAAAAGGCUCAAUCAUCUCUUUUGCUUCCACUCGUUCGUUAAACCCUUUAACAUAAAUGCACAAUCUUUAGGGUUUAAUCUCCUCUUUUCGAUUUUCCCAGACCUUAAGAAGUCGAUGCAGUUGGGGUUUUGGGAGGUUUAUCUUUAGCUUUCACGUCAGUUAAAGCACACCAAAAAAUGGCAGCAUCCACUUCCCUAUCGCUGUAUCCGUACAUAUUAUGUUGCAAGACAAGCCCUAGAAAUCGUUACAUUUCUUGCGCCGUCGGCUCUCCUACUCCCAUAGGUACACGAAGAACUAAAGUGCCACGUAAAAGUUCAGGAAGAUUAGAUGGGGCUAGAAAAAGUAUGGAAGACUCUGUCCAACGCAAGAUGGAGCAGUUUUAUGAAGGAACAGCUGGGCCACCACUUCGGGUCCUUCCGAUUGGUGGCUUGGGUGAAAUUGGGAUGAAUUGCAUGCUUGUUGGGCAUUAUGACCGCUAUAUUCUAAUUGAUGCUGGUGUUAUGUUUCCAGACUAUGAUGAACUUGGAGUCCAAAAGAUUAUACCAGAUACUACAUUUAUUAAGAAAUGGAGCCACAAAAUUGAAGCAGUUGUGAUUACACACGGCCAUGAAGAUCACAUUGGUGCGUUGCCUUGGGUUAUCCCAGCAUUGGAUUCCCAUACUCCCAUAUAUGCAUCAUCCUUUACAAUGGAGCUCAGUAGCUAUUGGAAGUUUAUACCUCUUAGGCUUCUUUUGGAUUCCAUCACACCCAUGCUGAUUAAAAAGCGUUUGAAGGAGAACGGGAUUUUAGUUCCGUCUAGACUUAAAGUAUUUAAAAUUAGGAGGAGAUUUAAGGCUGGGCCAUUUGAAAUAGAGCCUCUCAGGGUGACUCAUUCUAUUCCUGAUUGUUGUGGAUUAGUUCUUCGCUGUGCUGAUGGUACAAUUCUUCACACUGGGGAUUGGAAGAUUGAUGAAUCACCAUUGGAUGGGAAAACUUUUGAUCGACAGUUUUUAGAGGAACUCUCAAAAGAAGGAGUAACACUGAUGAUGAGUGACUCAACCAAUGUAUUGUCACCUGGAAGGACAGUUAGUGAAAGUGCGGUAGCGGAUGCAUUGUCGAGACAUAUUUCAGGUGCUAAAGGAAGAAUUAUUACUACCCAGUUUGCUUCAAACAUACACCGGCUUGGAAGCAUAAAGGCUGCUGCAGAUGUAACUGGUAGAAAGUUGGUAUUUAUUGGCAUGUCAUUGAGGACAUAUCUAGAUGCUGCUUGGAAGGAUGGAAAAGCUCCAAUUGAUCCAUCAACUCUGGUGAAAGCAGAAGAUAUUGAUGCCUAUGCUCCAAAGGAUUUGAUAAUCGUCACAACUGGAUCCCAAGCAGAGCCACGUGCUGCCUUGAAUCUUGCAUCAUAUGGAAGUAGUCAUUCCUUUAAACUGAACAAGGAAGAUGUGAUUCUCUAUUCAGCUAAGGUAAUCCCUGGUAAUGAAUCUCGGGUGAUGAAGAUGCUAAACCGCAUAUCAGAGAUUGGAUCAACUAUAGUGAUGGGUAAGAAUGAGGGGCUGCACACUUCUGGUCAUGGAUAUCGUGGAGAACUGGAGGAAGUACUUCAAAUUGUGAAGCCGCAACAUUUUUUACCUAUACAUGGAGAGCUUUUGUUUCUAAAGGAGCAUGAGCUACUGGGAAAAUCAACUGGCAUUCGGCACACCACUGUUAUAAAGAAUGGAGAGAUGCUUGGGGUUUCUCAUUUGAGGAAUAGAAGAGUUCUGUCCAAUGGUUUCAGUUCCCUUGGGAAGGAGAAUUUGCAGCUAAUGUACAGUGAUGGUGAUAAAGCAUUUGGCACAUCAACCGAACUUUGUGUUGAUGAGAGACUAAGAAUUGCAUCUGAUGGCAUUAUAGUGGUCAGCAUGGAAAUUUUACGCCCUCAAAAGAUAGAUGGCAUGGUUGAAAAUACCUUAAAAGGGAAGAUAAAAAUAACUACUCGCUGCUUAUGGUUAGACAAGGGGAAGCUUUUAGAUACACUCCAUAAAGCUGCUCAUGCGACACUGUCAAGCUGUCCUGUGAAUUGUCCUCUAGCUCACAUGGAAAGAACUGUUUCAGAGGUAUUGAGGAAGACAGUAAGGAAGUAUAGUGGUAAAAGGCCUGAAGUCAUUGCCAUUGCAUUGGAGAACCCGGCUGGAGUUCUAUCUGAUGAGCUGAAUGAAAAGCUAUCUGGCAAUUACAAUGCUGGUUUUGCGUUACCAACAUUGAGAAAAGUGGUAGAUGGGCAUCCAAGAAGGGGACCACCAAACAAAAUGAAAGCAGAAGAUGACGGUAUUUUGCAUUUAGAGAAUGCCUCGGAACCAAGUUUAUUAGAUGAUGAUGCUGAACCUGAAAGGUUCUUGCCCGUGGAAGACAGCAGCAUUUCAAGUCCUGACUAUACAGAAAGGCUUACACCCAAUACUGAUGAUUCUGAUGAAUUGGAGGAACAUGAGCCAGAGGUUAGGAGUGAUGGCACUGCAAGCAAUGGAGAUGACUCAGAAGUGACAGGCUCUCAACCAAAGUCGUCAAAGCCUAAGCGGAACAAAUGGAAACCUGAAGAGGUUAAGAAGCUAAUUAAAAUGCGGGGGGAUUUGCAUAGCAGAUUUCAAGUUGUGAAAGGGAGAAUGGCCCUCUGGGAAGAAAUAUCUACAAGUUUGUUGGAAGAUGGAAUUACUCGAAGCCCAGCGCAGUGUAAAUCUCUAUGGGCAUCUUUGGUUCAGAAAUAUGAGGAAAGCAAGAAUGAGAAGAGAAGUCAUAAAAGCUGGCCCUAUUUUGAGGACAUGAAUAAAGUUUUAUCUGAUUUUGAGGCAACAGCCACUACAUGACUCCAACUUUGGAGGGGAGAUGCUAAACAUAUGAACUAUUCAAAUAUAGCCUGAAUCAAGACAAGAGUCAUAAUAAACAGGGACAAUUGUUGUAACCAUGGAAUUCAAGGGUGAAGUUGGAGGAACGGGAAACGAGGAAAGAGGCUUGUUUUGAGGUCAGUAAAGUGUUCGAUUAAAAAUGUACAAAUGAUAAAAAUGGGUCAAAUCAGAUAGGCCAUUAAUGGCAAUAAUCUUGUAGCAAUAGACUUCCUGUAAAAUUUUCUAUUUUAUAUAGGCCCUAGCCCAUAAGGGAAUAACAACGGUGGAA
Gossypium arboreum is the source of this 3242-nucleotide messenger RNA. RefSeq names its product ribonuclease J-like. The transcript has 18 exons. The record is from RefSeq and is a predicted model, not a curated record. Bases 293 to 2935 code for a protein of 880 amino acids. Lineage: Eukaryota; Viridiplantae; Streptophyta; Magnoliopsida; Malvales; Malvaceae.